UACGGAAGUUGCUGGCCGACGGCUGCUCAACUAUUCAAGAGUAAUAUAGUGGUGGUUGGUUCUGAUUCGACAACGGUAGAAUGCCUGGUCGAAGGUCCAGUACAAUACAUAGCAGGCGUGUUCGUCUUAGCUAAGUAUGAUUUGAAGGAAGAAUUUGCUCUU
Molecule: messenger RNA, 162 nt
Organism: Sphenostylis stenocarpa
Lineage: Eukaryota; Viridiplantae; Streptophyta; Magnoliopsida; Fabales; Fabaceae
Source: the annotation of a GenBank genome assembly